AAAAUGAGUAAUGUCUAAUUUCCAUAAAUUCUUCUCUUUAACUGCAUGGUGAGUAAAUAUAUCAUGAAGAAGACACUCCAGUAGAUCGUCAAGAAGCUAGAGAACAUUUUAUGUUGAGUGAAAGUAUUUUUGGAUUAUUGUUUGUUUGAUCCAGAGAUUGUCCAGAAGCAGAUGUUGUUUGAGAACUUUGUGAUGUUAAAGUUUUUCCUCUCCACUUUGGCAACAGGCAUGUUUCUCUGCUCAAUUGCAAGCAUGCUUCAAGGACAUGGUGGAGCUGUUGAAAAUACCUUGAUCUACUAUUCUGCUAAUCUGAUUGAUCAAUCCUACUUGUGUGGCAUUCUUGGAGGGAUGUUUAUGGGAGCUGGUGUGGCAUGUGCUGGUGCUUGUCCUGUUUCUAUGUUUGUUCAACUGGGUUCAGGUGUACCCCAUGCUCUUUAUGUAUUCCUUGGGGCUUACUGUGGCACAGUUUUAUAUGAUGUUAUUCCUCCUCUUGCUGCUAAAAGUAAAACAUCCAGACAAACUUAUUUACAUUACUCUAUGUCGACACCUUACUUCAAUGUGGCAAUGCCUUUAGCUGUAAUCCUGGCGACUGUAACAUUUUUCUUAGAGCUUGAUAAGUCUUGGCGGAAUGAAUAUUUGGUUAGAUUUGGUGUUGGAAGCUGGUUAUUUGCUCCAGUUUGGUCUCCAUAUCUCAUUGGAAUUUCAACUGCCAUUUUGCAACUAAUUCUUAUAGGAUGUUUUAACAAAGUUAUCACAAACAGUGAAGUUUUUACUGUUAUCAAUAAAACAUUGAUGAGUAUUUUUAAAAAAGGAAAACUUCCAUCAAAGUCUUCUAAAAUUUCAACUGAGUACUUCUGGAUAUUUUUUAGUCUUGGAGUAAUACUUGGAGCUUACUUUUCAUCAUUUCAUUCAUAUAAUUAUGAAUAUAGUCAAGUUACAAGAAACCAAGCCUUUGUUGGUGGUGUUCUAGUAUCUUGGGGAUCAAAGAUGGCUGCAGGAUGUUACAUUGGUCAUGGCAUAUCUGGUAUAAUGCUUCUCUCCAAAUUAUCAUUUGCCGUUGUUCCAGCUCUGUGGGCUGGUGGUUUUAUUGCCACAUCACUUCUACAAUAUUUUUAACAUCAGCCAUCAAUCUUUAUUCUGAAUAAUAAUUGACUGUUGAAUUUUUUCUGUUUUUCAAUUUUGGACAUUCAACUCACCUUACUGUGAUACCUUUAUGCAUUGUUUAGGGUAUGGGCUUAGAACAAUUCUCUUAUCAGUGCAAUGUUGGAAAAAACAUACAUAAUUGCUGAUAUUCAUUUAUUCAAAUAACAUUAUUUCCCCCAAGUAAAAAACAAUAUUCUGGUUCUUCAUAAUAUAAUCUCCCCAAACACGUUUCAUGUAUAACAAAGCAUAUAUGAAUGUGUGUGUGUAGUGUGUCUUUUGCUGUGUGAGGAAAAUGAAAGCUUGUAUAUCAUCUUUACCUAUUCAUGUUUUGAGCCAUAUCACUUGUUGCAGAAACCCUUGAGAAAGGAAUGAGCUGCUUGCAAUCCCAUUUCUCUUUCCUAUAACAAUGAAAUCAUAUAGCUGUGUAAAUAUGAUUACACUUUGCAGGACAGAACUAUAGGGUAAAAAGAACAGUUAUUUUACAUUUACAUCACAAAUGAAUACCUUUUGGUGCAAAUACAAAUUUUAUUUACCUUAUAGCUUAUACCUGUACAAGAAACUAACAUGUAAUGUUCACCCCACAUGCAAUGAACUAAUUAUUGACAUUCAAAUUUCCCAGUGUAAUUGUUUAAUAUUAUAUAAAGUAAUAGUAAACCAAAUUAAUGUAGCAUUGCACUAACUGAAGAAUUGAUCAUUCAUAAACUGUAUAUUGGUUAAUAUUUUUAAUGCUCACAACACCCAGCUAUGAAUAGGUACAUUUCACUGAUGCAAAGACUCAGAAUAUCAUAUAAUUGAUGUUUCAUUCGAUGUCACUGCUAAAUUUAAGACCCUUGAGCAGCUUGGCCUGUGAUAGUUCUUUGCAAUGAUACCAAGUUGGACUUGAUAAGGAGAAUAACCAGAUAACAUGGAAUCCAGGUUGAAAUGUAAAGUUAACUGAGAAUGUCUAUUGUAUUGAUGUUUUCUUGGCAGUAUCACCUAUAUUUUGAAGUCUUAUACUAAGCAAUACAUCAAUUUUGUAAAUAUUAUCAAAUUGGUGUGCCUACAGUCAUACAUCAGCUCUUCUCCUUGGACAUGUACAUAGACUCAUCAGUAUUGUUUUAACAUCUGUUUUUCUAUGCUUGCACAAAUCACACAGAAUUCAUUGAGACAAAUUUUCUAUGGCCAGAUGCCCUUCCUGUUGCCAACCCUUGCUUACAAUUAUCAUGUGAUGUCAAGAUGAGGAAGCACAAACAUUGUGGAUUCUUCUGUUGGCUUCAAUGCAUGAAGGUCUAAUGGUAUUAUAGUUGUUAGACCUUCAUAUGCAUACAUAGCAAGCUUCUUUCAUUUUGUCUAUGAAAUCCACUUCUUCAGUUGGCUCAGGGUUAUAGUAGAAGACAAUUGCUCAAGGUGUCACACACUGGGACUAAACCCAAAAUUACACCUGGAAAGUAAACUUCUUAACCACACAACUAAUGAGACAUCCUAUUUAUGCAAUAACAUACCAAAAUAAAGCUGACUGUUCAUCAGUAGACAGUCACUUUAAUAGCUUGACUGGCAA
Messenger RNA from Octopus sinensis (East Asian common octopus), 2680 nucleotides. Its product is annotated as UPF0394 inner membrane protein YeeE. The record is from RefSeq and is a predicted model, not a curated record. The transcript is spliced from 9 exons. Bases 172 to 1116 code for a protein of 314 amino acids. Gene Ontology annotation, cellular component: plasma membrane. Lineage: Eukaryota; Metazoa; Mollusca; Cephalopoda; Octopoda; Octopodidae.